Molecule: messenger RNA, 162 nt
Organism: Symbiodinium sp. CCMP2456
Lineage: Eukaryota; Dinophyceae; Suessiales; Symbiodiniaceae
Source: the annotation of a GenBank genome assembly
AUGAGAUCCUCAACUUGCUUUUCGUCGCCUUGGAUGCAACUGCUUUUCCACUGGAAGCACGCGAGAGGGCGUGUCUGCUGCUGUGCUAUUUCGCCAAUUUCUCGGAGAAGGUCGCAACGGCGAUCUCCCGUGGUGGAUCGCCACUUUGGCAGUCGAUGCUGA